AUGAUUGAACCUCCCUGUAACCUGGCUCUAAAGAGCCUGUGUGAGGCCUUCAUACAGGAGAGGAGUCAGAGAGCUUCAGCUGGGUCUGAGGUACAGGAGGGGAGUCAGAGAGCUUCUGCAGGGUCUGAGGUACAGGAGAGGAGUCAGAGAGCUUCAGCUGGGUCUGAGGUACAGGAGAGGAGUCAGAGAGCUUCAUUUGGGUCUGAGGUACAGGAGGGGAGUCAGAGAGCUUCAGCUGGGUCUGAGGUACAGGAGGGGAGUCAGAGAGCUUCAUUUGGGUCUGAGGUACAGGAGGGGAGUCAGAAAGCUUCUGCAGGGUCUGAGGUGCUCUGCAGUCUGCACGGUGAGAAAUUCAAACUCUUCUGUCUGGAGGAUAAACAGCCCGUCUGUGUGGUGUGUCAGUCCUCAAAGAAACAUAGAUGUCAUGUCUGUGUGUCACGAUCGUUGUAAGAAGCGGACCAAGGCGCUGCGUGAUAAGCGUACAUUAUUUUAUUAAGUACACACACCCGAACAAAAACAACAAAACGAUACGUGAAGUCCUAGGUCAUACAACACAAACCUUAACGGAACAAGAUCCCACAAUAAACUAGUGCCAACCGGCUGCCUAAGUAUGGUUCCCAAUCAGAGACAACGAGAAUCAGCUGCCUCUGAUUGGGAACCACCCUGGCCAACAUAGAAAACACGAACUAGAACGAAACAUAGAAAAUACAACAUAGACACUACACACCCUGGCUCAACUUUUAAGAGUUCCCAGAGCCAGGGCUUAACACUGUGUCCCUGUAGAUGAGGCUGUACAGGAUUAUAAGGAGGAACUCCAGACUGCCCUGAAGCCCUUAAAGGAGAAGAAGAAGGUCUUCAAUAAAGUUCAACUAACCUGUGAUCAAACAGCAGAGCACAUUACUAGCCAGGCCUUGCACACAGAAAAGCAGAUUAGGAAAAAGUUUGAGAAGCUUCGCCAGUUUCUACAAGAGGAAGAGGAGGCCAGGAUAGAUGCACUGAGGGAGGAAGAGGAGCAGAAGAGUCAGAUGAUGAAGAAAGAAGAUUGA
This is a messenger RNA of Coregonus sp. 'balchen', 1046 nucleotides long. Lineage: Eukaryota; Metazoa; Chordata; Actinopteri; Salmoniformes; Salmonidae. The record is from the annotation of a GenBank genome assembly.